CUUUCGACAAUUCAUUUCACUUUCGCUCUCGUUGCAAGUCGGAGCAUUUUUGUUUUGUUUCGCGUGUGCGCGCUUCAACGUGGUGUAUCUCGUUUCACAGCCUAAGAAAUGGGUUUCUUGGUUAAUCGCAGUCGGAUACUGGAUUUACGGUGGUCAUUAGCGCUAUCCUUGGUCGUGUGGGCCACUUUGGUGCGAGGGGAUGGAUUUAAGCUGCCAGAUCAGACGGAUACUGCCGUAGGCAAGUCGGUGGUCGAUGGUCCAGCCUUGCUGCCGGCCACCGGUGAGGGUCGUCGCCAGGGAAAACAUCUGCUGGACUUUAUCGGACUUGGAACCGGUGGCAACGUGGAUCCCUACCUAGCACGAACCAACGCUCAGUGUCUGAAUGGAGAACUGGCCGAUUGUUUCAAAUCACAGGCUCUGAACACGUUUACCGAAUUUUUCUCGAAGGAUGUGUACCAACUAACAUCCGACGCCCGAAUUACGCGAAUGCCGGAAUCUCAACUCCGCUCCCUCCAUCAAGAUCCCUUCGAAUACUCGGAAGAACCUCGCCAGCUGGACUCUGAGUGGGACCAGCUGUACAAGUUCGCUCUCCGUCAGCUGGAGCGGUUUGUCAAAUCCACAGGCCUUGAUUUCCAAAUUCCCGACGAAGUCACCGAAGGUGGUCGCUACCAGGCCCGCUUCAUUGACGAAAUCUCCGACGAAAUUGACGUCAUCGAAGACAAGAAAGCUCCACUGUUCACCCGCCAUCGACUGAAGAAGAUCUUCAUCCCCCUGCUCGUCAUUCUGAAAAUCUUCAAGCUUAAGUUGCUGCUAUUCCUGCCACUGAUCCUCGGCCUCGUCAGCUUUAAGAAACUGCUUGGAUUCGCUGCUAUCAUCAUCCCCGGUGUCAUCGGGUACCUCAAACUGUUCCGAGCGAACCAGAGCUGCUGCUCAAAUGACAUGUUCUCCAACAACUAUCAACCGCAAUACUCUCCGCAGGGGCUCGGAUCCGUCAGCUAUAAUCCGUUCAAACCCUACCAGAACCAGUAUUCUCGACCGGAACCCGGCUUUGCCGCUCCAUACGGAAACUAUUACCGAGACAGCCAUGAGCUGAAAGGAGGUGGAGUCAAAUUCGGAGACGAGCAAGCCUACCAGGGAUACUCCGAGUACCGAAGCAGCGAUAAGGACGUCAAGGCGGAAAAUUAACCAGUGAAACUGUAGAUUGUUUCUUUUGUAUAAAAUAAUUUAAUUCUAUGUGCUGAGGACGAGUGACAGGACAAGCGAAAGCAAAAGUAUAUGCGUUAACUUUCUGUCUGUGUGAGUGUGUUUGCGUGUGAUGUUGACCAACAACACCACGGAUAUCAAUUUACCAGUGAUAACAAGUGUAAAUAUUUAUGAUAGAAAUUAAUUAAAAUUCUGACCACAGAAAUCAUUUGAA
Molecule: messenger RNA, 1417 nt
Organism: Ochlerotatus camptorhynchus
Lineage: Eukaryota; Metazoa; Arthropoda; Insecta; Diptera; Culicidae
Gene: Osi2
Product: DUF1676 domain-containing protein Osi2
Exons: 3
Coding region: 109-1185 (358 amino acids)
Cellular component (GO): membrane
Source: RefSeq, a predicted model, not a curated record